AUGGUUAUUCUCGUGACUGGUGGGGCCGGGUUCCUCGGCAGCACGUUAGUGCAAUUAUUACUUGAUCAGGGCCAUGAGGUCGUCGUUCUCGAUUCUUUAUGGACUUCUUCAGACAGCAAUCUCGACAGAUUCAGAUCCAAUAAAAGACUGCGAUAUAUCCAGGCCGAUGUGCGCGAUCCUAUACCUUGGAUAGAAGGAGUCGAUCAAAUAUAUCACCUCGCGUGUCCAGCAAGCCCCGUCCAUUUCGAAACCCAACCGAUCGAUAUUCUACAAACAUGUUUCAUCGGAGCAUCCAAUGUCCUAGACUACGCGGUCAAACAAAACGCGCGCGUUCUCCUCGCCAGCACAUCAGAAGUCUACGGCGACGCUCAAAUUGCAUGCCAGGAUGAAGGCUACCGAGGAAAUGUCAAUUGCUUCGGCCCCCGGGCAUGUUACGAUGAAGGGAAGAGGGUCAUGGAAGCUCUUGGGUACUCGUACCAACUCGAACAUGGUCUAGAAGUCCGCGUCGCCCGGAUAUUUAACGCCUACGGACCCUUCAUGCAGGCCGAAGACGGCCGCGCCGUUCCGAACUUUAUAACGACCGCUCUGAAACGAGAGCCAAUAGUCAUCUUUGGAGACGGCCACGCAACACGAUGCUUCCAAUUCGCUUCAGACUGUGUCCGGGGGCUAGAGGCGCUGAUGAACAGCGAUCAAGAUGGACCGGUAAACAUCGGCAGUGAUUUGGAGAUGGAAAUCAGCGAGAUUGCGGAUAUAAUCUCGCGUGUCGUCGCGGCGAAAACGGGCUACGAUCACCCCGUGCCUGUACGGUUGGAGCCGAAAAGGGAGGAUGAUCCUGUGAGGAGAAAACCAGACACAAGUCUUGCUGAGAGGGCUCUGGGUUGGAAGCCGAGGGUCUCGCUGGAAGAAGGUGUCUCUGCCACGGUGGACUGGUUCAUCCAGAGGGAGAACGGCAUUGUGAGUAGGCUUUGA
Molecule: messenger RNA, 969 nt
Organism: Fusarium venenatum
Lineage: Eukaryota; Fungi; Ascomycota; Sordariomycetes; Hypocreales; Nectriaceae
Source: RefSeq, a predicted model, not a curated record